AUGGGAAGCCUCAAAUCUCGUCGCGCAAAGACGAGCCGUCUCGGUUCCCUCCUGGCCCUCGCCUGCUCUGCAUCUGCCCACUCAUGGAUAGAGUUCGCCUCCGUAAUCGCCCCCAACGGCACCAUGAUCGGCCUGCUUGGCUAUCCACGAGGAUACCAGCCUCGCUCUGAUGCUGGAUGGAACGAUAAAAUUCCCCAGUGGCUGCUCCCAAAGCCGGGAUCACCAGCCUACAGCGGCGAUGAAGUCAUCAACAAGUUCCCCUACGAGGACAAACCCAAGCACCCCUUGCUCGAGGCCGCCCCCGGAGACCACAUCGCCCUUGUGCACUUCGAAAACGGGCAUGUUACCCUGCCCCAGAACCAGGCGAACAAGCCAAAGAACCGCGGUACCAUCUACCUCUAUGGCACCGCCCAGCCCAAGGAAAAGGAGAAGCUGUUUGACGUCCACCUCCUCUGGAACCGGGACGGCACUGGCGGGGAUAAGAGAGGCACCCUCCUUGCAACAAGGAACUACGACGAUGGCCAGUGCUUCCAGCCCAACACUGCAGACAUCACGAACCAGCGCGUGGCCAAGUUUAAAGACAACGGCGCCACCAACUCGCAGGAGCUGCCGUGCCACUCCGACUUGAAGCUCCCCGACGACUUGAAGCCCGGCAGCGUUUACACCAUCUACUGGUACUGGGACUGGCCGACUCUGAACCCCAGCAAGAUCGACAUGGACAAGACGACGGAUGGCCUCUACCCGUGGGCCGGGUCGUUUAUGCGCGGCGACAAGGUCCCCAAUGGGUGGACCAUGGAGGCAAUUGGCCACAAUGAGAGCUACGCCAGCGUGAUUGACAUCAAGGUUGUCGAGAAACCAAAGGCAUUUGCGGGCAAGGACGCCGGAAAGGAGGCGUGGGUUCCCAAGCAGAACAUCUACUCCAUGGGUGUCCAGGAUCAGAUGGCCAACAACUUCCAGGUCGAUGUUGGUGGUGGUGCUGCUGCUGCCACGAACAGCGGCACGGGCUCUGCGCCCGCCUCUGCGCCGGCGCCGGCGCCGGCUCCCGCCUCCACAUCCGCCCCGGCUGCUGCGGGCUCCGCCAAGACCGACGGCGUCGCAACCGUCACGGAAGUCAUCACCGUGCCCCCUACAACGCUCGUCACGACCGUCUUCAGGACCGUCUGCGACAGCGACCACAAAAUGGUUCGCCGGUCCGAACCCGCUCCGCCGCAACCCGCGACCCACCUGACCGCCGGAGCCUGUUUCUUCGUCACUGCCGACCCGGUCUCCGGGACUGGUGCUUUGCCGACGGGCACUUUUUCUGCUGCUAAGCCAGUGUCCACGGCGGCCUACGACCGGCGCUGGGUCGGACGGUUCCGAGCGUAA
Metarhizium album ARSEF 1941 is the source of this 1365-nucleotide messenger RNA. RefSeq lists its product as uncharacterized. NCBI's taxonomy places the organism in Eukaryota, Fungi, Ascomycota, Sordariomycetes, Hypocreales, Clavicipitaceae. The transcript has a single exon. Bases 1 to 1365 code for a protein of 454 amino acids. The record is from RefSeq and is a predicted model, not a curated record.